AUGGAUUUGCCUGGACCAAUACAUGACUUUCUUUUAAUCUUUCUGGGAUCGGGUCUUAUACUAGGGGGUAUAGGUGUGGUAUUAUUUACCAACCCCAUUUAUUCUGCCUUUUCGUUGGGACUGGUUCUUGUUUGUAUAUCCUUAUUCUAUAUUCUUUUAAACUCUUAUUUUGUAGCUGCUGCACAAUUUCUUAUUUACGUGGGAGCUAUAAAUGUUUUAAUUGUAUUUGCUGUGAUGUUUAUGAAUGGUUCAGAAUAUUACCAAGAUUUUAAUCUUUGGACUGUGGGGGCUGGGAUUACUUUGCCUGUUUGUACAAGUAUUUUUGUUUUACUAAUGAUUACUAUUACGGAUACGUCAUGGUACGGGAUUAUUUGGACUACAAGAUCAAACCAGAUUAUAGAGCAAGAUUUGAUAAGUAAUAGUCAACAAAUUGGAAUUCAUUUAUCAACAGAUUUUUUUCUUCCAUUUGAAUUCAUUUCGAUAAUUCUUUUAGUCGCUUUAAUCGGCGCAAUUGCCGUAGCGCGCCAGUAA
Fragaria vesca subsp. vesca is the source of this 531-nucleotide messenger RNA. The record is from the annotation of a RefSeq genome assembly. Lineage: Eukaryota; Viridiplantae; Streptophyta; Magnoliopsida; Rosales; Rosaceae.